AUGGCAUCGUACAUACAAGGCUAUGAUGAGGAGAGAUUUGCGACCACAGUCAAUCGAAAUUUUCUCUGUUUGAUUUGCUUCAACGUUUUAAGAGAGCCCGUCCUGUGUCCGAGAAACCAUCAUUGUUUCUGCCGUUCUUGUAUUACGAAACAUCUCGAGAAUUCUCGAAGAUGCCCUACGUGUGCGGACGAACUGACCCUAGAGACUUUGGCCGAACCACAAAGAAUGGUAAAAGAUUAUAUAAAUGAAUUAAACAUUCAUUGCAUUUACAUCAACAGAGGUUGUCAAGAGAUCCUACAAUUACAACAUCUUGACAACCAUGAGGGUACAUGUGGAUUUACACCAGCCGUUUGUACAAACCAUGGCUGUGGUGUAACUUUAAACCAGCGUGAUCUUAUUCACCAUCAAAGUGAACUAUGUGAAUUUCGAAAGUUGAAGUGCCACUCGUGCGGAGAAAUGACAAAAACUUUGGCAGAUAUGAAGAAAAGAAUGACGAAUGUGGAAACAAAUAUGACCGACAUGAAAACAGACAUCGAAGCAGUAAAUAAUGAAGUGAGAGGAUUGAAAACAGCUUUGAUUGAAGGUUUUGAUGAAAUGAAGGAUGUUCUUGUCAAGAUGGAGGACAAGAAAGAAGAAAACACAAGAAAAGUAAGAAAUACAGCAAGUGGUGAUAAAGAAAAUAUAGUUGUUGCUGGAGGUUCUGGUACUAACUCUGUAGAGAUGUUUAACUGGCGUCAAAGAACAUGGUCGCCAUUACAAUCCUUGCCAAAGAAGCGUUUUGGAGCGACUUCGUUUGUGUACAACAAUCAUGUGACAAUUGCUGGAGGUCGCUCUCCUGGUCUUGUCAGUGAUAUGAUUAGAAUGAAUUUCAACCCAAACCCUGAUCUCUCAAUGCACUGGACUGACUGUCCAGUUAAACUACCUUCUAAGUUGGAACGCCACAGCAGUGUGCUGUAUAAUGAUCACUUGAUAGUCACUGGUGGUUAUAAUGGAAAUGGAAUAUCUGACUGUAUUCAUGAAGUCCAGCUGGUUCCUCCGUAUACUGUGAAGACCUUAUCAAGAAUGCCAGAACCAAGACGAGGUCACAGCACGCAAUUAUUUGAUGAUAACUUGUUGAUCGUUGGUGGAAGUACAACUGACAGAUACCAAGACUACCUCAGUAGUGUCGUAGUGUAUGAUAUAAAGAAGAAUGAAUGUAAACAGUUAGCACCACUGCCGUAUGAAGUGAGUUUGAUGGCAACUGUGAGAUGGGGAGACAACAUCGUUCUUAUGGGCGGCGCUGAUAAACGUGGCAAAGUAUUACAUACAGUUAUCAUUUACAAUGUCAAGACUGAACAAAGUCACUUGCUGCCGCGAAUGAGAUGUAAGAGACGGGGAUGUACUGCAGUUGUUAUUGGAAACAACAUUGUAGUACUGGGAGGAGAUGAUGAGCGAGGACGUGAUCUAAAGUCAGUUGAAGCUUUCAACUUUGAAAGUUAUACUUGGCAAGAACUUCCAGAAAUGUCCCGAGCAAGAUGGUUUCCCACUGCUGUUGUUGUGUGA
Messenger RNA from Paramuricea clavata, 1542 nucleotides. The record is from the annotation of a GenBank genome assembly. NCBI's taxonomy places the organism in Eukaryota, Metazoa, Cnidaria, Anthozoa, Malacalcyonacea, Plexauridae.